Molecule: messenger RNA, 17315 nt
Organism: Ahaetulla prasina
Lineage: Eukaryota; Metazoa; Chordata; Lepidosauria; Squamata; Colubridae
Gene: TENM4
Product: teneurin transmembrane protein 4
Exons: 32
Coding region: 462-8861 (2799 amino acids)
Biological process (GO): signal transduction; neuron development; heterophilic cell-cell adhesion
Cellular component (GO): membrane; neuron projection
Molecular function (GO): cell adhesion molecule binding; protein homodimerization activity; protein heterodimerization activity
Source: RefSeq, a predicted model, not a curated record
CCUCCACUCCACGAUUCUCCUUCCUCGCCUUUGCCCUCCGCCUCAACGACCACUUUGGGGACGGACGGACGGACGGACGGGGCAGCUGGCCAGCCCUCCGGACCCUUACGGCGUUCGCCCAUCCCACCCAGCCAGCCAGCCAGCAAGCCACCUACCCACCGCCCGCCCUGGGCCAGGAGGAUCGCGAUCGCCGCAGUAAAGCUGAAUGGUUUUUUGCACGGCCGUCAAAAGUAGAAGAGAAGAAGGCCCCGAAAACAGAUCCGCAGAGUUUCUGGCCCUCGUUGUUCCUGAACCUGCUGUGAUGGAGCCAGGUAAAGUGGAAGUAGAACAUAUCCAGGACGGGGCUGCCUAUAUCAAGCACCAUUUGAUGGAUUAUUCUUAAUUACUUCCAACAGGAUUAUUAGAUCAGAUUGCCUCCCGGUCCCCGUUUUGUUGAUGUGGAAGAGACCAAUCAGAGGGCCAUGGAUGUGAAAGACAGAAAGCCAUACCGUUCUUUGACCAAACGUUGCGAUGCUGAACGCCGCUAUACCAGCUCCUCGGCUGAGAGCGAGGACAGCAAAAUCCCGCAGAAGUCGUACAGUUCCAGCGAGACUCUGAAAGCCUAUGACCAGGAUUCCAGAAUGAUCUACGGCAAUCGGGUUAAAGACAUGGUACCCCAAGAAGCGGACGAGUACUGUCGAACAGGAACCAACUUUUCUCUACAAGAAUUGGGCUUUGAAGAUGUCUCGCCACCCCAUGGGACUUUAUACCGGACUGACUUAGGGCUGCCCCACGGCAGCUACUCCAUCAGUGCUGGCUCCGACGCCGAUACGGAAACGGACGCCAUCAUGUCGCCGGAACACCCGGUGCGAUUGUGGGCACGCAGCACCAAGUCCGGACGUAGCUCCUGUUUAUCCAGCAGAGCCAACUCCAACCUUACCUUGACCGACACCGAACACGACAACACAGAAACAGGCCCCCCCUUGCAUUGCUCAUCUGCCUCCUCCACCCCCGUGGAGCCCUCCCCUCCUUCUCCUCCCUCCCACCCCUCCCCGCCAGCCAAUGAGAGCCAGAGAAGGUUGCUAGGCGAUGGUGUCGCCCAGCCAACUCAGGAGUCUGACUCCGAAGAAGAGUUUGUCCCCAAUUCCUUCUUAGUUAAAAGUGGCUCUGAGAAUCUCUCCCUCCCAUCUAAUGAUCAUCCAAACCUUCCGAACCCCUCGAGACUACGGACCCCUCCGCCUCCUCUCUCUCACGCCCACACGCCAAACCAACACCACGCCGCAUCCAUCAACUCUUUAAACCGAGGGAACUACACACCACGCAGUAAUCCCAGCCCUGCCCCCACCGACCAUUCGCUCUCUGGAGAACAUCAGGCAGGGAACCAAGAACCUACGCACGCUCAGGACAACUGGUUACUAAACAGUAACAUCCCGCUGGAGACCAGGCACUUCCUCUUCAAGCCCGGGGGAACGUCUCCACUCUAUUGUACCACCUCGCCAGGGUAUCCCUUGACCUCCAGCACGGUCUACUCGCCGCCCCCUCGGCCCCUCCCCAGGAGCACCUUUUCCAGGCCAGCCUUUAACCUGAAGAAGCCAUACAAGUAUUGUACCUGGAAAUGCGCAGCUUUCAGUGCUAUCCUCAUCUCCGUCACGCUGGUGGUGCUGCUGGCAUAUUUCAUAGCCAUGCACCUGUUUGGCCUAAACUGGCGCCUGCAGCCGAUGGAAGGGCAGAUGUUUGAGAUCACGGAAGACACAGCCGGCAGUUGGCCAAUGCCAACAGAUGUGUCCUUGUAUUCCUCGGGGGGCACAGGGUUAGAGUUACCCGAGAGGAAAGGAAAAGGAGCCGGCGAAGCCGGAAAGCCCAGUACUUUUUUCCCCGAAGACAGUUUUAUAGACACCGGGGAGAUCGAUGUCGGCCGACGGGUCACGCAGAAGAUCCCUCCCAGCGUAUUUUGGAGAUCUCAGGUGUUUAUCGACCAUCCUGUGCAUUUGAAAUUCAAUGUUUCGUUGGGGAAAUCAGCUCUGGUUGGGAUUUAUGGACGAAAAGGACUCCCACCUUCUCACACCCAGUUUGACUUUGUCGAGUUGCUGGACGGACGGAGGCUCCUGAAUCAAGAAGCCAGGAAUCUGGAAGGACCACAACGGCAGCAAAAGGGCUUUGUGCCGCCGGCUAGCCAUGAGACGGGAUUCAUUCAGUAUUUGGAUUCUGGAAUGUGGCAUCUGGCUUUUUACAACGAUGGAAAAGAAUCCGAGUUGGUCUCCUUUCUCACCACCACUAUUGAAUCGGUGGAGAACUGUCCCAGCAACUGUUACGGAAACGGGGAUUGCAUUUCUGGAACCUGCCAUUGUUUCCUCGGAUUUUUGGGCCCCGAUUGUGGACGAGCGUCUUGCCCAGUGUUGUGCAGUGGGAACGGACAAUACAUGAAAGGACGCUGUUUAUGUCACAGUGGGUGGAAAGGAGCCGAGUGCGACGUCCCCACCAAUCAGUGCGUCGACGUCUCUUGCAACAGCCAUGGGACGUGCAUCAUGGGGACUUGUAUUUGCAAUCCGGGCUACAAGGGAGAGAGUUGUGAAGAAGUGGACUGCAUGGAUCCCACCUGCUCAGGACGUGGCGUCUGUGUGAGAGGAGAAUGCCACUGCUCCGUGGGCUGGGGAGGGGCCAACUGUGAGACCCCGAGAGCCACUUGUCUUGACCAGUGUUCAGGCCACGGAACUUUUCUGUCUGAAACUGGUCUCUGCACUUGUGAUCCCAACUGGACUGGGCACGACUGUUCCUCAGAGAUCUGCGCGGCCGACUGUGGGGUCCACGGCACCUGCGUCGGGGGCGCCUGCCGCUGCGAAGAGGGCUGGAUGGGGGCGGCUUGCGAUCAGAGAGCGUGUCACCCGCGCUGCAACGAACACGGGACCUGUCGGGACGGCAAGUGUGAAUGUAGCCCCGGCUGGAACGGAGAGCACUGCACCAUCGAGGGAUGUCCCGGGUUGUGUAACGGCAAUGGUAGGUGCACGCUGGACAUGAACGGCUGGCAUUGUGUCUGUCAGCUGGGCUGGAGAGGGACAGGCUGUGACACGUCCAUGGAGACCGCAUGUGGAGACGCAAAAGACAACGAUGGAGAUGGGCUAGUGGACUGCAUGGACCCCGACUGCUGCUUUCAGUCCCUGUGCCGGAUCAACACGCUCUGCUUGGGCUCUCCAGAUCCCCUGGACAUCAUACAGGAGACCCAGGCCCCCAUGUCCCAGCAGAAGCUCUACUCUUUCUACGAUCGGGUCAAGUUUCUAAUUGGCAAGGACAGCACACACGUCGUCCCUGGAGAGAAUCCAUUCAGCGGAGGGCACCCUUGUGUCAUUCGUGGGCAGGUGAUGACAGCAGAUGGAACCCCUCUAGUUGGCGUCAACAUCAGCUUUGUCAACAACCCGCUAUUUGGCUACACCAUCAGCAGGCAAGACGGCAGUUUUGACCUGGUCACCAAUGGCGGGAUAGCCAUCGUCCUGCGUUUCGAGCGGGCGCCCUUCAUCACUCAGGAUCACACCCUCUGGCUGCCCUGGAACCACUUCUUCGUCAUGGAGACCAUCGUCAUGCGACACGAAGAAAAUGACAUCCCCAGCUGUGACCUGAGCAACUUUGCCCGGCCCAACCCUGUGGUUUCCCCCACUCCGCUGACCGCCUUCGCCAGCUCCUGUUCCGAGCGAGGCCCCAUCGUGCCAGAAAUCCAGGCUUUACAGGAAGAGAUUAAGAUUUCAGGGACUAAAAUCAAGCUAAGCUACCUGAGCAGCCGUACUUCUGGCUACAAAUCGGUCCUGAAGAUCAGCUUAACUCACCCCACCAUCCCUUUUAACCUGAUGAAAGUCCACCUCAUGGUUGCGGUAGAAGGACGUCUCUUCAGAAAGUGGUUCGCGGCAGCUCCAGACCUUUCCUACUACUUCAUCUGGGACAAGACGGACGUCUACAAUCAAAAGGUCUAUGGGUUAUCGGAAGUCUUCGUCUCAGUGGGAUACGAAUAUGAAUCAUGCCCAGAUUUGAUCCUGUGGGAGAAACGGACGGCGGUGCUCCAAGGUUACGAAAUAGACGCUUCGAAACUUGGAGGAUGGUCUCUGGACAAACAUCAUGCACUUAACAUCCAAAGUGGUAUCCUGCACAAAGGAAACGGGGAAAACCAGUUCAUCUCCCAGCAACCCCCGGUUAUAGGGAGCAUCAUGGGGAAUGGACGCCGAAGAAGCAUUUCGUGUCCGAGUUGCAACGGCCUGGCUGAUGGCAACAAACUCCUGGCGCCCGUUGCCUUGACCUGCGGCUCGGACGGCAGCCUGUAUGUUGGAGACUUCAACUACAUCCGAAGGAUCUUCCCUUCGGGGAAUGUCACCAACAUCUUGGAGUUAAGAAAUAAAGAUUUCAGGCAUAGUCACAGCCCAGCUCAUAAAUAUUACCUGACCGCCGACCCAACCUCUGGAUCCAUCUACCUCUCUGACACCAGCAGCCGUCGUAUCUUCAAGAUCAAGUCAACGACGGUGAUCAAAGACAUCGUGAAGAACUCGGAAGUGGUAGCUGGGACAGGAGACCAGUGCCUUCCGUUCGAUGACACCCACUGCGGAGAUGGAGGGAAAGCAACCGAAGCCACCCUAACAAGUCCCAGGGGCAUUACAGUGGACAAGUUUGGGUUUAUUUAUUUUGUGGAUGGUACGAUGAUCCGACGUGUGGACCAAAAUGGAAUCAUCUCAACGGUCCUCGGUUCUAAUGACCUGACAUCCACCCGACCUCUGAGCUGUGAUUCAGUCAUGGAUAUCUCCCAGGUUCGUUUGGAGUGGCCCACCGACCUGGCCGUCAACCCCAUGGACAAUUCUCUCUACGUUCUGGACAACAACGUCGUCUUACAGAUUUCCGAAAACCACCAGGUGCGCAUCGUGGCGGGCCGUCCGAUGCACUGUCAAGUCCCAGGCAUCGACCACUUCCUUCUGAGCAAAGUAGCCAUUCACGCCACGUUGGAAUCGGCCACGGCGGUGGCGGUCUCGCACAGCGGCGUCCUGUACAUCGCCGAGACCGACGAGAAGAAGAUCAACCGGAUCCGACAGGUCACCACGAACGGCGAAAUUUCGCUGGUCGCCGGAGCCCCCAGCGGCUGCGAUUGUAAGAACGACGCCAACUGCGAUUGCUUCUCCGGAGACGAUGGGUACGCCAAGGACGCCAAGCUGAACGCUCCGGCUUCCCUCGCGGUGUGCUCUGACGGGGAGUUGUACGUGGCUGAUCUUGGGAACAUCCGGAUCCGUUUCAUCCGGAAAAACAAACCUUUCCUGAACACGCAGAACCUGUACGAAUUAUCCUCGCCCAUCGAUCAGGAACUCUACCUGUUCGAUGCUAGCGGCAAGCACGUUUUCACGCAGAGCCUCCCGACCGGAGAUUAUCUGUACAAUUUCACCUACACGGGAGAUGGAGACAUCACCCUGGUGACCGACAACAAUGGAAAUUUGGUUAAUAUCCGGAGAGAUUCGACCGGGAUGCCACUGUGGCUGGUGGUGCCAGACGGACAGGUCUACUGGCUCACGAUGGGCACCAACAGCGCCCUCAAGAGUGUGACUGCACAGGGCCAAGAGAUAGCCAUGAUGACCUACCAUGGCAAUUCGGGCCUCUUAGCUACCAAGAGCAAUGAAAACGGGUGGACCACGUUUUACGAAUACGACAGCUUUGGGCACCUCACUAACAUCACUUUCCCAACCGGUCAAGUCACCACUUUCCGGAGCGAUACGGACAGCUCUGUCCACGUCCAGAUUGAGACCUCCAGCAAGGACGAUGUAACCAUCACCACCAACCUCUCGGCAUCGGGAGCCUACUAUACCCUCCUGCAAGAUCAAGUGCGCAACAGCUACUACAUCGGGGCAGACGGUUCUCUCCGCCUGAUGUUGGCUAACGGCAUGGAGGUGGCUCUCCAGACGGAACCGCAUCUCCUGGCGGGCACCGUGAAUCCCACAGUGGGGAAGAGAAACGUGACUCUGCCCAUCGACAACGGUCUCAACCUGGUCGAAUGGCGGCAACGGAAAGAACAAUCCAGAGGCCAGAUCACCGUGUUCGGACGCAGGCUGAGGGUUCAUAACCGAAAUUUGUUAUCCCUUGACUUCGACCGCGUGACACGAACUGAGAAGAUUUACGACGACCACCGGAAAUUCACUCUGCGCAUUCUCUACGACCAGGCGGGGCGGCCUACGCUCUGGUCUCCUAGCAGUCGACUGAAUGGUGUGAACGUCACCUAUUCCUCCGGGGGUCAUAUAGCCGGGAUCCAAAGGGGUACUAUGUCCGAAAGAAUGGAAUACGACCAAGCAGGCAGAAUUACAUCCAGAAUGUUUGCGGACGGCAAAUCUUGGACCUACACGUAUUUAGAGAAGUCCAUGGUCCUGCUUCUUCACAGUCAGCGGCAGUAUAUUUUUGAAUUCGAUAAGAACGAUCGCUUGUCAUCCGUAACGAUGCCCAACGUAGCUCGGCAGACCCUGGAGACACUUCGAUCAAUUGGCUACUACAGGAAUAUCUACAGGCCUCCAGAAGGCAAUGCCACGGUGGUCGAAGACUUCAAUGAGGAAUGGCAACUCCUUCACACCUAUUACCUGGGGACCGGAAGACGAGUCAUCUAUAAAUACGGCAAGCUGUCCAAACUGGCAGAAAUGCUUUAUGACACCACCAAAAUCAGCUUCAGCUACGAUGAGACCGCAGGCAUGUUGAAGACCAUCAACCUACAGAACGAAGGGUUCACCUGUACAAUCAGGUACCGCCAGAUCGGGCCCCUCAUUGAUCGCCAGAUUUUCCGUUUCACGGAAGAAGGCAUGGUGAACGCCCGUUUCGAUUACAACUACGACAACAGCUUCCGGGUGACCAGCAUGCAAGCCGUGAUCAACGAAACCCCGUUGCCUAUUGACCUCUACCGUUACGACGACGUGUCGGGCAAAACCGAGCAAUUUGGCAAAUUCGGGGUUAUUUAUUACGACAUCAAUCAGAUCAUCACCACGGCGGUCAUGACCCACACAAAACAUUUUGACGCGUACGGUCGGAUGAAGGAAGUUCAGUACGAAAUAUUCAGGUCUCUCAUGUACUGGAUGACUGUUCAGUACGACAACAUGGGGAGAGUGGUGAAAAAAGAAUUGAAGGUGGGCCCUUAUGCCAAUACCACAAGGUACUCAUAUGAAUAUGACGCCGACGGCCAAUUGCAGACGGUGUCCAUCAACGAGAAACCGCUCUGGAGAUACAGUUACGACCUCAAUGGGAAUCUCCAUUUGUUGAGUCCCGGCAACAGCGCCCGUCUGACGCCACUGAGGUACGACCUCAGGGACCGGAUUACGAGACUGGGCGACGUGCAGUAUAGGAUGGACGAAGAUGGUUUCUUGAGGCAAAGGGGGAAUGACAUUUUUGAGUACAACUCCGCAGGACUUCUCAUCAAGGCCUACAACAAAGCCAACAAAUGGAGCGUGAAGUAUCAUUAUGAUGGGCUUGGAAGGAGAGUCUCCAGCAAAACCACCCACGGUCAUCAUCUGCAGUUCUUCUACGCGGACCUCACCAACCCCACCAAGGUCACCCAUCUGUACAACCACUCCAGCUCAGAGAUAACCUCUCUCUACUACGACCUUCAGGGUCAUCUCUUUGCCAUGGAGGUGAGCAGUGGAGAUGAAUUCUACAUCGCUUGUGACAACAUUGGGACCCCCUUGGCUGUCUUCAGUGGAACAGGCCUCAUGAUCAAGCAGAUUCUUUACACGGCUUACGGAGAGAUCUACAUGGAUACCAACCCAAACUUCCAGAUUAUCAUUGGUUACCACGGGGGUCUGUAUGAUCCCCUCACCAAACUCAUCCACAUGGGGAAGAGAGACUAUGACGUCCUCGCCGGACGGUGGACCAGCCCAAACCACAGCAUUUGGAAACGUCUCAGCCACAGUAACAUCAUGCCCUUCAACCUCUACAUGUUCAAAAACAACAAUCCGAUCAGUAACGCCCAUGAUAUAAAAUGCUACAUGACAGAUGUCAACAGCUGGCUGCUUACCUUUGGUUUCCAGUUGCACAACGUUAUCCCUGGGUAUCCUAAACCUGACACGAACGCUAUGGAGCCAUCCUAUGAGCUCACCCACACCCAACUGAAAACCCAGGAGUGGGACAAUAGCAAGUCGAUCUUAGGGGUGCAAUGCGAAGUGCAGAAACAGCUGAAGGCCUUUGUCACGUUGGAGAGCUUCGAACAGAUCUACACGUCGAGCAUCGCCGGGUGCCAAGAAAUCAAGGAGAACCGCCAUUUUGCCUCGGGAGACUCCAUCAUCGGCAAGGGGGUCAAAUUUGCCAUGAAAGACGGCCGGGUGGCCACCGAUAUCAUUAGCAGCGCCAACGAGGACGGGCGGAGGGUCGCCGCCAUCCUCAACAACGCCUUCUACCUGGAGAACUUGCACUUCACCGUCGACGGCACGGACACUCACUACUUCGUCAAGCCAGGGCCAUCGGAGAGCGACUUGUCCAUCCUCGGCCUCAGCGGGGGACGGCGGACCUUGGAGAACGGUGUCAACGUCACCGUCUCUCAAAUCAACACCGUGCUCAGCGGGAGGACUAGACGCUACACGGACAUCUCGCUCCAGUUCGGAGCCCUGUGCCUCAACACCCGAUACGGGACCACGUUGGACGAGGAGAAGACCCGCGUCUUGGAAUUGGCCAGGCAACGGGCCGUAGCUCACGCCUGGGCCCGGGAGCAACAGAGACUGCAGGAUGGGGAGGAGGGUAGCCGGUCCUGGACAGAGGGGGAGAAGCAGCAACUGCUGAACACGGGACUCGUUCAGGGGUACGACGGCUACUUCGUCAUCUCCGCCGAACAAUACCCAGAACUGUCCGACAGCGCAAACAAUAUCCAUUUUAUGCGACAGAGCGAGAUGGGGAGAAGGUGACAGAGAGGGGACGAUGCGUUGACUUCUUGCCAAAGACAGCUGCUUGAGACUGCGAUGUACUUGAGCCUUCGUUAUAUUUUUUUUUCUAAACAAAGAGAAAAACAAACAAACACACAAAAGAACUUUACGGAAAACAGGCAAGGUGGAGGAAGAACACGGUGGCACCAUAGCUCAGGCAACAUCCUUUAUUUUGGAUUUUUUUUGUUUGUUUUUUAAAGUGGCUUUCUCACCUUUGGCUGUUUUUUCAUUCCUUUCCCCCCCCCCUUUCUCCGCUCCCAUCCGUCUUCUCUUUUUGGAAAGUGUCAUUUCGGCCAUUGUGUGUGAGCCCCUUGUGCAAAAAGGCUUGAAGGUUGGGGAGGUGUCCGGUUUAAAUCCCCUGGUUACUUGUUCGUUGGUUUUCUUUCGUUGUAUUUCUUUUUUUUUUUUUUAACGGGGUGAAGAAAAGGUGGGGGGGAGAAGAGCCUCGGUAUUAGGUUUGGGUUAACUUUUCUUAGUGGGGUUGGAGAAAAAUAAAUAGAUAAGAGGAUUUAUGAGGAAUGAAAACAGGAAGAAGAAGGCCGCAUCGUGGAGAGGAAAAAUUCACAAUUUCCUGCAGCGCCGUGCGAAGAAACAGGAGGGGGGGCGGGGGACGGGACCCGUCCAGGUCUGAAAUUGCCCUUCAAACAUUUUGUGAGCCUCAAAACAAGAACUUGUGGAGUCGUUUUUUACAUUUGCCAUUCUUUCUGGCUAACCCUGCUGUUUUCGGGUGAUCUGCCGAAAAGAGGCCAAAAGCACUGCAUCUUAAAGACUUGCGAGCUCGAUCCCUUCUUUUUUUUUUUUUAAAUGGGUCUCUCUUUUUUUUUUUACUACAAUAGGUUAUUUUGUUCUUUUUUUGUCAUUUGGAAAAAACAAAACAAAACCCAUAGCAGCUAUCGAAGCGGGGUGAGGAAGGUGGGGGGGGAAAAAAGGGAAAAUCACAUUUUUGCUGCACAUGCUGUUAGAUGGGAAGCACCAAUGAUGUAUAUUUGUCAACAGUAAACCCUCCUUAAAUAUAUAGUAUUUCUGUACACCAAGUGAAGCGUGUUUAACUUUUGAAGAUGCCACUUCUUCUCUGACCAUGGAGGUUUUGUCUAGAGUUAGGGUCAUCCUUUAUAAUGAAAUCUCAAUUCCUCCUAAAAUAUAUAUAUAUAUAUAUACAUACAUACAUAUAUUUUUCAGAGCCAGGUUAGAUACCGAUGUGAGAGAUACAGCAAGCGCCUCCUAUUUGAUUUGACUUUUUAUUUUAUUUUAAUGAAGCAUCUUAGUAGAUAAGGAGAUGCUUCCUUGUUUCUCCACGGACCGCUUCUACCAAAAUGGUCUUUUUCCAGCGCUGGGAUGGUUUUUAAGAAGGUUAGGGUUGGUGGCAGAUGGUCCAUAAGGAAAUAGACAGCAUGUCGAAUCGUCUCCAACCAUACUAAAUCAAACCCAAACAUUUGGCUUGGAUGAAUUUAAUAGCUCUGCCCAGACUUACCCUGUUUCCCCGAAAAUAAGACUUAACCGGAAAAUAAGUCCUAGCGUGACUUUUCAGGAUGCUCGUAAUAUAAGCCCUACCCCCAAAAUAAGCCCCAGUUAAGAUUCUCAGCCAGAUGGGUGCAUUUAGUACCGUAUUUCCUCAAAAAUAAGACCUACCCAGAAAAUAAGCCCUAAUGCAUCUUUUGGAGCAAAAAUUAAUAUAAGACCCGGUCUUAUUUUCGGGGAAACACGGUACCUACGUUGAUUUUUCAACUACAAAAAUCAGAUUCUCUAUGCUGGCUUUCCGGAGUGUAGCUACAAGGAUCUGCGACACUUUGCCACAAUUCGCCGUGGACAACUCACGGCGGGACCAGAGUUACCCUAAUAUCAAAGAAAGGUGGAAUAGAAUCAUUAAAGAAAAGAUACAAAAGAAGGGACCGGAUGACAUGCGAAUGGCAAAAGUUAAAAUAUUUUUUUCAUUUAUUUUUAAAAUCAUUCAAUAGAAUUGUUAAAUUGUCUCGCGGCGAGCGGUCCCGUUCCGCACCUACAAUUUGGAGGAAGCAAUUUGUUGAUUUAAUAUCAACUUGUGAAAAGUUCCAGAAGUUUUCCAGAAGGCAACUAGACAUUCUCGGGGGGUUUUUUUUUCCCUUUUAAAAAAGUUUUGCUUCUCAUCCAAAAAGCUUCUUCAGUUCUCUUCAUGGGUGUCCCAAAGGUGCUUUUUUUCCCAAAAGACAGUCGGACUUUCUUGGUUUCUUCAGAACUGAAGAAGCUUCUCGGAUGAGAAGCGAAACGUUUUCAAAAGAAAAGAAAGGUUAAAAAAAAAAACCAAGGAAGUCCGGUUGCGUUUUGAAAAAAUCAUCUUUGGGACAACCAAGCCCUGGAUGAUUGCAAAUCUCCAUAGACACCUUGCAAAAACAGGAUUAAAUUUAGGGCAUUAGGAACCAAGAACAUCUUAGCUAGAGAAGGACGGUAUUGUGCGCCCGGCUGCAUUCUGUCCUACGAUUUCAACACUGGGAUGGCUUUUACAGGUAGUCCUCAACUUACGGCCACCACUGAGCCCAAAAAUUUAUGUUGGUGAGUGAGAAAUUUGUUGAGGGAGUUUUGCCCCCAUUUUACAACCUUUCUCACCACAAAUAUUAAGUGAAGUCACUGCAGUAGCUAAAUUAACCACACGGUUGUUAAGUGAAUCCUGACUUUGCUUGUCAGACGGUCGCAAAAAGGGGAAUCACAUCGUGACCCCGGGACACUGCGACCGUCGUAAAUGCGAGUCAGUUGUCCAGCAUUCGAAUGUAACUCACUUGACCGCGGGGCUGCUGCAAUGGUUGCAAAGGGUGAAAAAUGCGUCAUAAGUCACUUUUAUCGGUGCCGUUGCUAACUCUGAACGGUCGCUAAGUGAACUUGUUGUAAGUCGAGGACUAACUGUACUGCUCUUUGCAAAGAAAAUCUAUUCUCCGGGAUUGCUGGAAAUAGCGUUGCCCAGAUGUGCCUGGAUUAGUUGCUUUUGUGUAUAAAUCAUUUCCAUCCAACAGACGAGAUUCCAAAGACUUUUGAUGUGGUUGUGAGAUAGGACUAGCCAAAUAGGAACAUCUGGAAAUGGGUGGCAGUGGGUGAGCUGAAGGGCAGGCAUGACAGAAAUGUUAAGCAGAUGCUGUCCCCCCCCCACUUUCUUUUUCUUCAUAUUUUUACAUUGUUUUUCACACAUAAACCCCCACGGAUACUAAAAGAUUUCCAAGUAGAACCGCGAGACUUCAUAUCGUGAGAUUAAAAUCUUAUCCAGAGCUCCUUCUAUUUUUUUUUUUAAAAAUCCUGAUUUCUUGAUAGAUAUAUCAAGGUGAACCGCAUAGAUAUAAAUGAAAAUUCUUACAAUGGGAAGAAACACGUUCUUCCUACACUAAAUGAGGAUCUUAUCAAUCCAGGUUUUGGGGCCGAGCGAAAAGAAAAAUUGUGUUUGAGUACGACAAGAAGAAAAGUUGAUAGGUUUUUUUUUAUUAGUUUUUCUUUGAGACCAAAACCGCACCAUCCCUGUGUGUCUUCUUAUUAAACCCUUCUAAAAAUGUCAUUUUUGGAAUGAAAAAAUUCUCUUGAACCCACCUACAGUAGUGGCCAAAAUUGUGGAAACCUUUUGGGGAAAGUGUAUUUUCUAAAACCAGCUAAUAACACCACUUUUUUGGGGGGAGUAGUACCAUAGUUUUUCUUUUAGGGAGUAGUACCAUUUUUUCUUUUAUGUACACUGAGAGCAUAUGCACCAAGACAAAUUCCUUGUGUGUCCAAUCACACUUGGCCAAUAAAAUUCUAUUCUAUUCUAUUCUAUUCUAUUCUAUUCUAUAAAAUUAUCUAUCAAUGGAAAGAUAAUUGAAUCAAGAAUGUCAUGCAAUAACUUUUAGGAAGGAUUUGCUAUUAGAAGAGCAGUUACAGUAUAAAGAAGAAAAGGGAAACACGUAGAAAAAAUGAGAUAAACAAAAAUUAUCACCAUAGAAAAAAAUGAGAUCUACAGAAAUGAUCCCCAUGUCAGUUAAUACUUAGUUGGGUAACCUUUAGCAUGAAUGACGGCCUUACAACAUCUUCCUAUGAAGCAAAACAAGUCUUUUAUUUCUGCAGCUGUUCUCAUGUGAAACCAAGAAUGAAUGAUGGCUUCUAUUAACUGGGUUUUAUUGCUGGGUCGCUUCUGAUUAACAAGUUUCUUUAGUCACCUCCAUAGAUUUUCCAUUGGGUGAAGGUCUGGACUAUUCCCAGGCCAUUCCAGCAGUGGAAUAGGAUUCUCUUGAAACACCAAAAAAAAAGUGGUAUUAUUAUCCAUCAAACCUCAAAAGUACACUUUUCCCAAAAGGUUUCCGUAAUUUUGGCCACUUCUGUACAGGAAGCCAGAGCGCUUCCUGCUUGUUUCCAGAUACAUUUAACCCACGUGACUAUAAAAUGGAAAAUGGAGAAUUAAAAUCCAGAAGCGCCAGAAGGAACCCAAGUUUUGUUAAUGGUUGUGAUGCUUGAUUUUAAUCAGAUGAAGAUGCUGACUGCAGGAUAAGUGUGCAACAAAAUAUGAGCGUCGUCCAAUCCAAGUAAAUAAAUAGGUGACGGACACCCAGUGAUCCCUGAAGACUAAAACUAGAACUUUUCAAGAGUCCCUGAAUUAAAACUUGAGUUUUUGCGAAGCCUAUGGUUUCACGACUUGUGUGACAACCAGAACAAAUUUGGGGAACUGUGAUAACGAUCGCGAAGGAUUUCAUCCUGUUCGGCUAAGACCUCCAAAAACGUAACAUGGGCAUCUGUCUUAUUUAGUGCCUGGGGCAAUUUUCCUGGUGUUUCUAGACUUGGCAACUUUUUACAAGCAUGGCACUCCCAGAUUUUGCAUGCCACGGGGUAUAUCUAGGCCCAGAGGGAUCUGACCUUGGCAAUUUUGAAGACUCGUAGACUUCAACUCCCAGCAUGGCUGGCUGGGGAAUUCUGGGAGUUGAAGUCCACGAGUUUUCAAAAUUUAAUAAGUUUGGAGACCCCUGUUCUAGAAUGUAGGAUGUAUUUCACAGGAGUUGAAGGUUAGUCUUCAUAAUGAGGCAACCAAUUUCCAACUCCCGGAAUUCCUAGCCAGCAGGAUCUAAGGCCAGGCUGAAUUCUGGGAAUUGCAGUCCAAACCUCUAAAGAAAGUGCCAGAUUGUGGAAGGACGAUCUAAGGGAAACCCUGCAGAUAUUUGAUAUCUUCGAUGGAUAAGAAUAUUGUAUUAUAAGAUGGUUUUCUUUUCUUUUAAGAAGAUGUACAUUGUCUAAUUACAGUGUUUCUCAACCUUGGCAACUUUUAAGAUGCGUGGACUUUAACUCCCAGAAUUCCCCGGCCAGAAAAUAAUGCAAAAUUAAUUUUAAAAGAGGCAAAGGAGAAAUGCAAUAGAAACUUGAAUAGAAAUUUAUAGUUUGGCUUCCUUUUCAGACGUUAUCAUGAAUAAAAAGCAGGAAUUCCUAUAAUAGGCGCUUGGCACAAUUAAAGUGGUUUAGCAUGGCUUAGUGCUACUUCUGUGGCAUACUCAUUGUUCUUCCUACAUACCAGGAACUCCUUCACACGGACGUAUCUGUUAAGGAACCAAAAUAAUCCCAGUUUUUACUUGCUUUUGAGUCAUGGAACACACAAUAUUUCUCCACUAGAAUUGCUACAACAGAUCACAACAGUGGCAAUUAUCCUCAUCAUUGCUUCUUAGCAUGUCCCUGCAAAAAAUAAUAAUAAUAAUCAUGGAUUUGAUUAAAUUAACAUUCGUUAGAGUGAUCCUCCCCAAUCCUAGCUCCUUUGAAUAUAGGGAUUGAGUUAAUACUUGUCGCAGUUGCGGGUAACAGUUACAUCAGUGGUGAAAUCCAAUUUUUUUUACUACCAGUUCUGUGGGCGUGGCAUGAUGGGUGUGGCAUGGCUUGGUGGGAGGGGCUUGGUAAGGAUACUGCAAAAUCUCCAUUCCCACCCAACUCCUGGGGGAAGGAUAUUGCAAAAUCUCCAUUCCCAUCCCACUGUGGGGCGAGCCAGAGGUGGUAUUCGCUGGUUCUCCAAACUACUCAAAAUUUCCACUGCGAGUUCUCUGAACAGCUCAAAAUUUCCCCUACCGGUUCGCGAGAACCUGUCAGAACCUGCUGGACUUCACCCCUGAGUUACAUCAAACUGUAGGGCAGGAGUAUCCAGCCUUGGCAACUUUUAAGAUUCGUAGACUAUAACUUCCAGAAUUCCCCAGUCAACAUGGCAGACUGGGGAAUUCUGGGAGCUGAAGUCCACAAGUCUUAAAAGUUGCCAAGGAGUCGGUUUAGGCAAAACUGCUAGCAAUCCUUUGAAAAUUGUGACUACGUGUUUCUUCAGCAAAGAUUUUGAGGUGUAUCAUAAAUUCAUACCAAGCAUCUCUCGCCUCCAAUAACCAAUCCGAUGUCACUUCUUCGGUUUGCCAAUUUUGUAGCUGCCAUCCAGCCGUUUUCUUUCUCCAGACGGCGACAAGAACUUGGCUUUUAGGACAAUCAAACAAUUCCCGCCAUCCUGAUUUUGCCUCCGAGAUCAGAAAUAAGACAGGUUUCUCUGUUCGCACACUUGUGCGCCUCCAUGCAAAUGGCUUCUUUACGAAGCAGGAGUUGUUCCCGACGUGAGGAAAGAAUUGUGAAAAGGUGGAUAAAAUUCCAGCAAAAAUUGGAAUCUGGUUUUCUCCGACAGUGAGCCCCGAUUUGAUGCUCUUGUAUGGCUGAAUAUCUCAAACCGAAGAAUUAUACUAGUGACAGAGCACAUAAUUGGGAACACAUGCUGAGCAGUGUGAAAAAUUCCACUAAUUUUCUAAUAUAGCAUCAGCACCUGAUAAAAUUGAGGUAACAGAACCAUCCAAUUAGACAUUCCCAGGUAGUCCUCGACUUAUAGAAUAGAAUAGAAUAGAAUUUUUUUUAUUGGCCAAGUGUGAUUGGACACACAAGGAAUUUGCCUUGGACCACAUUUGAACCCAGAAUUUAAGUUGCUGAGUGAGACAUUUGUUAAGUUUGUUCCACUUUACGACUUUCCUUGCCACCGUUGUUAAGUGAACCACCGCAGUUGUUAAAUGACUAACACAAUUGUUAGGUGAACCUGGCUUCCCCAUUGAUUUUGCUUGUCAGAAGGUCACAAAAGAUGGCCGCGUGACCCCAAGAGACACUGCAACCGUCAUAAGUGUGAGUCAGUUGUCAAGCAUCUGAAAUGCUGGACAACUGACCAUGUGGAUGCUGACCAUCACACGAUCAAGUGGAUGCUGCGAUGGUCGUAAGUGUGAAAAAUGGUCACAAGUCACUGUUUUUCAGUGCCCUUGUAUCUUCAAACAGUCACUAAGCGAAUUGUUGUAAUGUCAAGGACGACCUCUACAAAUCUGUUAAAAUAAAUUGGCGUGCUUUAUUUGUGUUCUAUCCAAAAUAACACCGAUCCCAAAAAACAUUUUGAAACAAAGAGAAAAGACGACAAAAAGUUUAUUUAAAAAAAGAAAAGAAAAUCGUGGUGGGGGAAAAUCUAGACCCAGUUAGUGUAGGACUUUUAUAAUGGACGUAAUAAGAUGGAUUAUCUACAGAAAAGAACCUCAAUGGAGGUUAGUGAAGUUGAAAAAAAGAUUUUCCACCAUCUUUGUAGAUUCCACUUCGUGUCAAGAUGGUUUCUGAACAGCUCAGUCAAAAUUGCAACGAGAAGACUUCAAUCCGUAGUAUCCUUGGAGGGACGGUUGGACUGCCUGUCCCAAAGCAGCUUUUUCAAGAGAUGACUGGACUUCGUUUUUCCUUGAAGACAUUUCGCCUCUCAUCCAAGAAGCUUCCUCAGUUCUGAAGACGCAAAAUGUCUUCAAGGAAAAAAAAAAACCCAAUAAAGUCCAGUGGCGUCUUUGGGACAACCAUAACCUGGAUGGCUGAGAAUCUCCAUAGACAAUCCAUCUGCGUCUCACCCUAAAUGCCCUGUUUGAAUUUUUCAUAAAUGUGCCUCAAGAAUAUUAAAUAAAUUGGGGGUUAUUAUUUCCAGAGUAGAAGAAUUUAUCCUGAAAUUUAAGAUGGUGACAAUCCCACAGCAACGUUUGUAACAACAAACUUAACAAACCUGUAUGAACCGACAAAAUAUAGAUGUGAGAAUAUAUUUACACAUACACACACACCAAGGAACGGAGGAAAGUUACGAUAACUGUUAGGACAGUAUAAUUGGUCUAUUUUAUCUGUGAUAAAUAAAACAAAAUACGCUUUAUAUAAAGGGAAAUAUCUGCCGUCAGGCUGGUAUGAGAAGAAGACUUUUCUGUCAAAAAUCACAAUUGCAAUCCCAGCACGGACAAAAAAAAUAAAUAAAUCUGUUCUUGUUAUUGUGUGUAAAUUUCCUAGAGGUCUGGAACUGAUCUUUUUUCUUGAGAAUUUUGCUUUUUCUCUUGACACUUUUGUGUUUCUAACACUGUAUUCUUGACUGUAAAUAAAACGACCUUGUAAAUACAUGCAGAUGUAGAUACCUUCUAGAAAACAAAAAUCAAAACGACGACAAAAAAAAAAAUUCUCUCAGAA